UACGAGUGGAGAGUAAAUGAGCGGAUACGAGACGCAAGUGGGAAUCCAAUGAGAUGCAGGCCCGCGCCCAGCAUCCAGCCGAAAGUGGACCCUAUGAGACUGCACGCUUCUUAUCGAUAAGCCCUAAAUAGAUCCACAAAAUAAUCGACGCAUCCAUGGACCCCACAUCAAAUUCAACAUCAAACAGUCGCCUACCAAAACAUUGCUACACUUCACCUCGUCCUCAACAGCCUUCCAUCCGGCCAGGCACCGGACAGAGCAGUAACCACUUCUAUCAUCACCAGUCCUUUUAUCCCCAGCCCGCAAGCUGAAACGAUCAAUCGAUCCAAAACCCAAAACCUACCCAGGAACUCCAUGGCCGCCGCAGACACAAUGCUUCAUCAAGCGUCAUCCUCUUCCCCCCCACGUUCUGCCUCAUCUUCGGUGUCGGCAAACCAGAACAAGCGUCGCCAUGUCGGCGAAAGCGAUAUUCCAGGCAACUCCAGCAAGAAGCAGCGCACCACAGUAAACUUCAACAUCCAGCAGACAGCAUCACUGCAAAGUAACCACCCGCACCAGAGCAACACCACCGCCGGCGCUGUAACCCCUGCAUUCCAACCAUACGAGUCCCUCCUCGCCAAGCUCCGGCCCAGAUAUGAAGUCAAAACCAUGAGCGUCAUGCCCUCGACUAGCAUCGCCAAGCACGUCGACAAAGCGCUGCAACACCUCGAUCGCUUCAGCCUGUGGGACCAAUCCGUGCUGCCGGGCGUGGUGCUCCUCUCCGCUAAGCCGGUGGCUUCGAGCAAGCUUGUCACUAUUGCCGAGCUGGUACGACGAAGGAUCGGCGAGGGGGAGCAAAAGUGGUUUCAGUAUAAUGUACUGACGGAGACGGAAGAGGAAGAUGCUGGUGGGACGGAGGUGGUGGAGGAUAUGGAUAGGGACUUGACCAAGGAUGGCGAUCACGACGAAGAGGAAGAGGCAUUUGAGAUGAUGGGUAUUCACAACAACGGCAACCAGAGACAACAGCAAUAUGUAGGAGGAGGAGGAGGAGGAGGAGGAGGAGGAGGAGGCCGGGCAUCGCACGACCAACCACCGACGGUUUUUGAAAGAGCUAUUGAGCCACCCAAGACUCGACACAAUAAGUACGUGAGCGUGUUUUUGUCGAGGAUCCCGAUCGAGGAACUGAGGACGAUGCGGAAUGUUGCUGUGCAGAGCAACGAGCAUCACAUUGAGCAUCUGAAAAAGAAGAGGGUAGGCUUGGUGGCUUGAGACCUGCCGACCAACUGCCCAUUUGAAGGAUGCGGCUCGUGGGAAGAGUUAUGUAUUUAUCAUGAUGGCAGAUACUGCCUGUCACUCGGUCGGGGCACUAUCAUGGAGUUCAGGGGCAUAACGAGCAUGUUUGGUUCUAGAGGGACGGCAUUGAGCAUAGGCAAUGACCCACGGUAGUAUAUUCGCGACUUUUGGAGGUUUUAGUUUUACAUCACAGAUUUCUGUUUCGAUGUUAACAAACGAUUAGGGCGCUGUCCGGAGUUAUAGGAGCAUCAUCGGGUAUCAGGUCGUUUGUCUCGAUACCUCGCAUUAUCAAGACAUGAGGAUUACAUUUUAAGGCUC
Neurospora crassa OR74A is the source of this 1590-nucleotide messenger RNA. RefSeq lists its product as hypothetical. The record is from RefSeq and is a predicted model, not a curated record. Gene Ontology annotation, molecular function: nucleic acid binding. Lineage: Eukaryota; Fungi; Ascomycota; Sordariomycetes; Sordariales; Sordariaceae. Bases 355 to 1248 code for a protein of 297 amino acids. The transcript is spliced from 2 exons.